AUGAUGCUGUCCAGGAUCAUUUUCUGCACGGCAGUCCUGUUGGCGACGUUGGCAGUAAUCCUCUUGGCUUUGUUCUCGCCGCUACCUAAAAGAAAGUCGUCGCCGCCGUGGCUCGACCUUUCCUUAUACAUUCAACAACCACCCAACAACAACAACAACAACAUUGCAGGCUCAAAUAACGCCGGAAAACAACCGCAACCGGACAGCAGCGGAGGAGCGUUCAUCUUCCACCGGAUGCUCACCGAGGGACCCGAGAACACUUCCCGUGUGGUGGGGAAAGCACAGGGAUUCAUAAUCCCCGUGGAGCACUUUGCCAACUCGGGAUUCAACAUAAUCUACCUGACCUUCCACACGCCUCAGUAUUCCGGCAGCCUCAGCGUGGAGGCCAAGCAUGUUUCCCGCCAAGACACGGAGGAGCUUACGGUGAUGGGCGGAACGGGGUCGUUUGCUUUUGCGAGAGGAGUUGCCGUUUUUGCUCAGACAACUGAUCAGGAUGACCAGCAACCGUCAUCGGGGAAUGGGGUGGAUUAUGCCACUUAUCAUGUAAAGUUGCAGCUUAGAUUUCCCAACCAGUCUCGGACAGUUUUUGGAUGA
This is a messenger RNA of Malus domestica (apple), 594 nucleotides long. RefSeq names its product pterocarpan synthase 1. The record is from RefSeq and is a predicted model, not a curated record. NCBI's taxonomy places the organism in Eukaryota, Viridiplantae, Streptophyta, Magnoliopsida, Rosales, Rosaceae.